Pan troglodytes (chimpanzee) is the source of this 1048-nucleotide messenger RNA. RefSeq names its product F-box protein 48 (gene FBXO48). Gene Ontology annotation, cellular component: SCF ubiquitin ligase complex; cytoplasm. The transcript is spliced from 4 exons. Lineage: Eukaryota; Metazoa; Chordata; Mammalia; Primates; Hominidae. Gene Ontology annotation, biological process: SCF-dependent proteasomal ubiquitin-dependent protein catabolic process. The record is from RefSeq and is a predicted model, not a curated record. Gene Ontology annotation, molecular function: protein binding. The coding region runs from base 479 to 946 and encodes 155 amino acids.
GCGAGUUCUGAGCAGGGCGGGACUCAGGUGGGCGGGAUGCGAAGAGCUAUGGGGAAGGAUUCGAAUUCCGGAGGAUUUAAAUCGCGGGAGGAGAAGCCACCGCGGCCUAAAGAAGACUUCUGUUGAACACAGACUGCAGUUCCAGCCACCACAGCUAAUCUGGAUCAUGAAUGGGAGCCACCGUGGUCUUGGCAAGUCCGGAAACAUAGCUGAGUAGCUCAUCUAGAAAAGAGAUUUGUGUUCAGCUGAGUUAAAAGAAGUAUUUAGCUGUACCUCAAACCUCUCCUCUUGCACAACCAACCCCCAUUAUAAAAGGAAGUGCAAAAUGGAAUAAACUGAUUUUAAGUGAAUACAAGCUGUCUUUAUAUACAAAAGUAACUCAAGGAUGGUGAUGUACCCAGUCAUGCUUUCAACUGAUUUGGGAAGCCUGCACCAUUCACCUUAGGUUACAUAUGAGGAUAACUUAAAACAUUAAGCUAUGCAUAAAAACUCCAAGAGAAACAAUAAUUCAGGAGUUUCUCACACAGAAGCGAACUCUGUGGAUGCUGAGAAGGAAAAAAAUGAGAGUCAAAACAACUUUUUUGAACUGCUGCCUGCAGAAAUCACUUUUAAAAUUUUCAGUCAACUGGACAUUCGGAGUCUGUGCAGGGCUUCAUUGACAUGCAGGAGCUGGAAUGACACAAUAAGAAACAGUGACUCUUUAUGGAAACCUCACUGCAUGACUGUAAGAGCUGUGUGCCGAAGAGAAAUAGAUGAUGAUCUAGAAAGUGGUUAUUCCUGGAGGGUGAUACUGCUGAGGAAUUACCAGAAGAGUAAAGUGAAACACGAAUGGCUAAGUGGCAGAUACAGCAACAUUUGUUCUCCCAUUAGCCUACCAGAAAAAAUCAUGUACCCAAUGGAUGCAGAUACAUGGGGGGAAAUUCUAGAAGCAGAACUGGAAAGAUAAGGGGAAAAAAAAAUCACAAAUCUCAGGUCUUUGAAAGUUUAAAACUUAAAUGACUCUUAGGUUGCAAAAGCGAUAUCUUUAUUCGUUCAUUUUGUUGUUCAC